Messenger RNA from Chelonus insularis, 1247 nucleotides. RefSeq names its product tRNA (guanine-N(7)-)-methyltransferase non-catalytic subunit wuho (gene wuho). Gene Ontology annotation, biological process: tRNA modification; RNA (guanine-N7)-methylation. Gene Ontology annotation, molecular function: protein binding. Gene Ontology annotation, cellular component: tRNA methyltransferase complex; nucleus; cytosol. Bases 24 to 1217 code for a protein of 397 amino acids. NCBI's taxonomy places the organism in Eukaryota, Metazoa, Arthropoda, Insecta, Hymenoptera, Braconidae. The transcript has a single exon. The record is from RefSeq and is a predicted model, not a curated record.
UGUUCAUUCAAAAGUUUUUCACGAUGAGUUUUUCAAUUUUUAAUUCGGAUAUAAUUUUUUGUAGUUCCGAAAAAAUAAUUACAUUUAAUUGUGAAACAAAAAAAGAAUGUAGUAUUGAAUUACCAAAGUUAAUAGUGGAUAAAGAUAUUAAAUCGCAUAAUAAGCUUGAUUUUGAUACAUGUCAUGGCAUAACCUCAGUUACUUUUUCAUCUGAUGGACAGUAUUAUUGCGUUUGCACCAAUCGUAAACAACUAUGUUUGUAUAAAUAUCCUGAUAAUGUUCUUGUAUCUAAUCGAACACUUUCACGAGCAGCCAGUAAAGUUCAAUUUACUCCAAAAAAUGAUAUAGUUGUUGCUGAUAAAUCAGGUGAUGUUUAUCUAUAUCGAACAAAUCCUAAAAGCUUCAAAAAACCCGAUGAACCUGAUAAAUCAGAUGGAAUAUUGAUUCUGGGCCAUUUAUCAAUGCUACUUGAUGUUUUGGUUACUGAAAACAACUUAUUUAUCAUCACUGCUGAUCGAGAUGAAAAAAUUCGAGUAUCUCGAUUUCCUAAUUCUUAUAACAUUGAGUCCUACUGCUUAGGACACACAAAAUUUAUUAACAAUAUUUCGGAGCUUCCUCAUGAUAAAAAUAUUCUCGUGUCUACUGGAGGAGAUGGAGAUUUUAAAUUCUGGAAUUACAUAGUAGGUGAAGAGUUGAAAUCUGUUAGUUACAGCGAUCAAAUAAAUGAAGAUGAUGUCAAAAGAUUGAAUGAGAAUCUUAAAAAAUUCGACCUCGCAACAGAAGAAAUUACUGCUAUACCUGUUAAACAUAUGAGACUUAUGAAGUUAGACGAUUUAUCAUCUAUUUUAGCUUUAAGUUUUUACGGUAAUGGAGAUAUAUUAUUUUAUAUCAUUGUCGGAACAUUUCCUCAUGAGUUGAAGAUAAAUUUUGUGCAAAAAAUUACAAAUAAUAGUGAACCAUUGGAAUGUAUUUUUUAUAAUCGACAAUUUUGGAUAUUAUUUGAUGACGGAUUGAAAGUUUAUAAAUAUGAACAUAAACAUUUUGUUGAUAACGUUGAAUUUAAUAAAGUUUUUGAGAACUUUAAUAAAUCAUGGACAUUGUUGAGAAGUAAAGUGAAUGAAGCGAGCUUUUAUCCAAUUCUCUAUAAGAGAAAAUUUGACAGUGUUCAAGAAUAUCAAGAAAGAAAAAAAAGUAGAUUAAUGAAUUUAAUGGAAUAAUUUUUUGUAUUAAUUGUAUAUAAUUGAUUU